Messenger RNA from Macaca mulatta (Rhesus monkey), 1980 nucleotides. RefSeq names its product ganglioside induced differentiation associated protein 1 like 1 (gene GDAP1L1). NCBI's taxonomy places the organism in Eukaryota, Metazoa, Chordata, Mammalia, Primates, Cercopithecidae. The record is from RefSeq and is marked provisional.
CUUCUUUCCUGCCUCUGAUUCCGGGCUGUCAUGGCGACCCCCAACAAUCUGACCCCCACCAACUGCAGCUGGUGGCCCAUCUCCGCACUGGAGAGCGAUGCGGCCAAGCCGGCGGAGGCCCCCGACGCUCCCGAGGCGGCCAGCCCCGCCCAUUGGCCCAGGGAGAGCCUGGUUCUGUACCACUGGACCCAGUCCUUCAGCUCACAGAAGGUGCGGCUGGUGAUCGCCGAGAAGGGCCUGGUGUGCGAGGAGCGGGACGUGAGCCUGCCGCAGAGCGAGCACAAGGAGCCGUGGUUCAUGCGGCUCAACCUGGGCGAGGAGGUGCCCGUCAUCAUCCACCGCGACAACAUCAUCAGUGACUAUGACCAGAUCAUUGACUAUGUGGAGCGCACCUUCACAGGAGAGCACGUGGUGGCCCUGAUGCCCGAGGUGGGCAGCCCACAGCAUGCGCGGGUGCUGCAGUACCGGGAGCUGCUGGACGCGCUGCCCAUGGACGCCUACACACACGGCUGCAUCCUGCACCCCGAGCUCACCACCGACUCCAUGAUUCCCAAGUACGCCACGGCGGAGAUCCGCAGACAUUUAGCCAAUGCCACCACAGACCUCAUGAAACUGGACCAUGAAGAGGAGCCCCAGCUCUCCGAGCCCUACCUUUCUAAACAGAAGAAGCUCAUGGCCAAGAUCUUGGAGCACGAUGAUGUGAGCUACCUGAAGAAGAUCCUUGGGGAGCUGGCCAUGGUGCUGGACCAGAUCGAGGCCGAGCUGGAGAAGAGGAAGCUGGAGAACGAGGGGCAGAAAUGCGAGCUGUGGCUCUGUGGCUGUGCCUUCACCCUUGCUGAUGUCCUCCUGGGGGCCACCCUGCACCGCCUCAAGUUCCUGGGACUAUCCAAGAAAUACUGGGAAGAUGGCAGCCGGCCCAACCUGCAGUCCUUCUUUGAGAGGGUCCAGAGACGCUUUGCCUUCCGGAAAGUCCUGGGUGACAUCCACACCACCCUGCUGUCGGCCGUCAUCCCCAAUGCUUUCCGGCUGGUCAAGAGGAAACCCCCAUCCUUCUUUGGGGCGUCCUUCCUCAUGGGCUCCCUGGGCGGGAUGGGCUACUUUGCCUACUGGUACCUCAAGAAAAAAUACAUCUAGGGCCAGGCCUGGGGCUUGGUGUCUGACUGUCGGUGUCUCUGUGCUGUGUGAUUCCCCGUGAGCUCUCAGUAACUCACUGUCUCAUGAACACUUGGACAGCCCUCCCCGCCCUUUGUUCUGAGUAAUAAUAUCGUCAGUGUGAAAACAUUCCAUAGUUUAGAAGUAGACAUUGCCAAUGCUGUGACUUAAGGCCACGGCUCUACUAAAAGAGAGGAAGCAAGAGAGAGAAAGACAAAAACCAGAAACAAAACACGAAUGCCUUUUCUUUCGAUUCAAGGUCUCAAGAUGGAACUGUGGGGACUGGUUAGAAUCUGAGAUGAGUCCCAGGAUGUUUCAUCCACCAGGGCCCAGAUUCUGGGAGGUGCUGGGGACUCAGAGGGCCUGACUCCUCGCCUCCCCUUCCCUCUUGCCCAGGGAACUCUUCCACAGGACAAAGCCAACAUCAAGACUCAACUCCUCUAACCGGUACCUCUGAAUGGGGCUGGAUAACCGGAGACCCCAUGGGAGGUCCCUGAAGAUCAGAAGGGGCUUCACGCUUCUCCUGGACAUGGACUGGCUUGAGCCAAGGCAGUGGCACUCCAAAACCAGGCCGCAGUGGGGACAGACACCAUGAGCACACCCUCUCAUUGCCCUUCAGAUCUGGCCCAUGUGUUGGGUUUGGCGUUAAUAGAAAUCUCUGAAGGCAGCAGCCAUCAUCCUCUUCCUACCUUGAGUUUUUCUAUCCUGUGAGGUGGGACUUUCAGUAAAAGCCAUGUUGACCCUCUCUCAGAAGGUCAGUCCAGCCCAAGUGCAGGGGCGGAUCUGGAGGUGGACAAACCUAGGUCCCCCUUCCAGCCUCCGCCCAAG